CCUAAGCCACCGGCGAGGCCUGGAACCCAGGAACCCGGCGGGGCAGGCUCCUCCCAGAUCCCGCACGGGGCUUUCCGGGGCUUUCCGAGGCAGAGAUAGCACAGGCCUGAGCAACGUGCAAUCUGUUGUGAGUCACGGGCCCGGAAGCCUUGCCCGAUCGAGGCGGAGGAGCAUCCACAAAGCAGAAACAGUAGACUGCAGAGACAGCAGCUGCAGAGACAGCAAGAAUCUCGCAGGUCUCAUUCUCCGACGCUGAUCCUCCUGACUCCUUCUUAUAAAAGCCCUCGGAUUCCACUAAAGUCACCUGGAUGAUCCAGGAUAAUCUCCACAUCCAGAACCCUUAGUUUAAUCACAUUUGCAAAGGCUCUACUGCCAGACCUUCCAGAUGGAUGAUAUCAGUGAAGCAAAUGGCACUUUUGCCAUCACCUUACUCAAAAUGUUGGGAGAAGAGGACAAAUCACGGAACGUAUUCUUCUCCCCCUUGAGUAUCUCCUCUGCCCUGGGCAUGGUCUACCUGGGGGCAAAAGGAAACACCUCAGUCCAGAUGUCCCAGGCUCUCUGUUUGAACAGAGAUGGAGACGUUCACCAAGGUUUCCAGUCACUUCUCACUCGGGUCAACAAACCUGACACUCAGUAUGUGCUCAGAACUGCCAGCCGACUCUUUGGAGAAAAAACGUGUGAUUUUCUUUCGACCUUCAAGGAAUCCUGUCAGAAGUUCUAUCAGGCAGAGCUGGAGGAGCUGUCCUUUGCUCAAGAUACUGAAGAAUGCAGGAAGCACAUCAAUGACUGGGUGUCAAAGAAGACUGAAGGCAAGAUUUCAGAGUUGCUGGGUCCUGGGACAGUCGAUCCACUGACUAAGUUGGUCCUUGUGAAUGCCAUGUACUUCAAGGGAAAGUGGAAUGAGCAAUUUGACAGGAAGUACACAAGGGGGAUGCCCUUUAAAACCAACCAGGAGCAGAAAACAGUGCAGAUGAUGUUUAAACAAGCCAGAUUUAAUUUUGGGUACGUGGAGGAGGUGCACACCCAGGUCCUGGAGCUGCCCUAUGCAGAGGAGGAGCUGAGCAUGAUCAUUCUGCUUCCCAAUGACAGCAUUGACCUUGCCACGGUGGAAGAAGCGCUUACAUAUGAGAAGUUCAGAGCCUGGACAGAUCCAGAAAACAUGAGAAAAAGUAAAGUUCAAGUUUUCCUUCCCAGAUUAAAGCUGGAGGAGAGCUAUGACUUGGAGUCUUUCCUUCGCGCUUUAGGAAUGACUGACGCAUUUGAGGAAACCAAGGCCGACUUCUCUGGAAUGUCAAAUAAGAAGAACAUGCCUGUGUCCAAGGUUGCCCACAAGUGCUUUGUGGAGGUCAACGAGGAAGGGACCGAGGCAGCUGCAGCCACCGCGGUGGUCAGAAAUGCCCGGAGUGUGAGAAUAGAACCAAAAUUCUGUGCAGACCACCCCUUCCUUUUCUUUAUCAAGCACCACGAAACCAAGAGCAUCUUGUUCUGUGGCAGGUUUUCUUCUCCGUAAAAAGGUGCAAUUUCUGUACCUGCCCUCCUUUCCCUCUGCCUGCUCUGCCUGAGUUAAAAUUCCACCUGGCCAAAUUGGUGCAGUGGCUUGAAUGCUGAAAUAAAGUGUGUGUGCACUUGGUUGUUUGCAAA
Molecule: messenger RNA, 1641 nt
Organism: Ictidomys tridecemlineatus (thirteen-lined ground squirrel)
Lineage: Eukaryota; Metazoa; Chordata; Mammalia; Rodentia; Sciuridae
Gene: Serpinb8
Product: serpin family B member 8
Biological process (GO): negative regulation of endopeptidase activity
Cellular component (GO): cytoplasm
Molecular function (GO): serine-type endopeptidase inhibitor activity
Source: RefSeq, a predicted model, not a curated record